Messenger RNA from Melitaea cinxia (Glanville fritillary), 1617 nucleotides. Its product is annotated as neuronal PAS domain-containing protein 4-like. Lineage: Eukaryota; Metazoa; Arthropoda; Insecta; Lepidoptera; Nymphalidae. The transcript has 10 exons. Gene Ontology annotation, biological process: regulation of transcription by RNA polymerase II. The record is from RefSeq and is a predicted model, not a curated record. Gene Ontology annotation, molecular function: protein dimerization activity; RNA polymerase II transcription regulatory region sequence-specific DNA binding; DNA-binding transcription factor activity, RNA polymerase II-specific. The annotation marks the transcript as partial.
UCCAGAUUUGAGCCGACCAAGUCAACGAAGGGCGCGAGUAAGAUGCGGCGCGACCUCAUCAAUGCUGAAAUAUCCAAUCUUCGGGAUCUGCUCCCUCUGCCGCCGUCCACCAGACAAAGGCUAUCGCAGCUGCAACUUAUGGCUCUUGUGUGUGUGUAUGUGAGAAAGAUGAACUACUUUCAGCAAGUGUUUAAGAGUCACGACUUCAGUUAUCAGUACCAAGAGCAACCUACUCCUACACCUAAUAUCGGAUUUUCAAAGGCAAUGAACGGUUUUAUGAUGAUGAUGACACAGAACGGAAAACUAUUAUACAUAUCGGAAAACGCAGCUGAAUAUUUGGGACAUUCAAUGGAAGACCUUUUAAUACACGGUGACAGUGUAUAUGACAUAAUAGACAGACAAGAUCAUCAAAUGGUCCAAAUAGAACUAAAUAGAGGUAGCAACGGCGAGACUGAAAACGUACCAAAGACUAGGCAUUUCUUCUGUAGGAUGAAUGUUUCGAGAAACGCAAGGCGACAGAUGCGAUUUGGUGACCAAAAAGUAGUUUUAAUUCGAGGUCACUACGUGUCGUACCUACCACUGUGCAGUCGAAAUGAACCUGUAUUCCUAGCUUCAUGUACACCCCUGGCGAUGCCUGAAACUCGGGAGUGUGUCGUACACGGAGCUACCAAUGUGUUUACAACUAUACACGCUAUGGACAUGAAAAUAUUACACAUUGAUUCCAACGGUGAAUGGCACUUAGGUUGGAAAAAAUCUGAAUUAGUGGAUAUAUCGUGGUAUCAAAUCCUACAUUGGGACAGUUUACGAGAAGCUCAAACCAAACAUAGAUUAAUAACACAAUCAGAUCAAGAUAAAUGCUGUAUUCUGUUAGUCAAGUUGCAGCAACGUAGUGGACAGUUUAUUUGGAUACAUAUGGUACUACAGGUGAAAGACGCUACUGAUACUCCUCGACAAUUCAUUGUAGCUACUAACCAAGUUUUAAGCGAAGAAGAAGCGUCAAUAAUGCUAGCCAAUUCAUGGCUUUAUCAGUAUUACGGCUACCAAAGUCAGCCUUGUGGAAUGCUAGACUCUCGAAGCCAAAAGUUCUUCCGACGAGAACCAUGUUAUCCUGACACGUACCCAGAGUACCAAUAUGUAGAGGGUUCAGAGGUCGACUAUACUGGUUACCAUAUGACACCUUACAUUCAGAAAACUGAUGAUUAUAGUUGUAAAAGAAUUUAUACGGAUAGAGGGCCAGUUGACUACUCUACUCAUUCUCCACAAUCUACGAUUAGUGAAGAGAGAUCACCAUUACACUACGACGUGCCAGACGUAGUCAUCAACAGCAACAUGUACAUGUAUCCCAUGCAUGGCAAAAGGGAAUACUACGAGCAGUAUCCACAAACACAUUACAACCCACAGGAUCCUUGCUCGAGCGGAACUAUUGACGGUAUCGAAUACCCAGCAGCGAAAAGGAUGCGUGUGACCCCAGCGCCACUCAGCCUAGAGGGCACAGAUGGCAUGGAGCGGUGGAACCCCAGUCCCCCCUGGUCGGAUACCCUCAAAAUGACUGACUACACCCAAAGAUUCACCUACAACAUGAUAACAAUGCCCGCUGAACGAACUAUUGUCACUUAA